This is a messenger RNA of Hydra vulgaris (swiftwater hydra), 1194 nucleotides long. Lineage: Eukaryota; Metazoa; Cnidaria; Hydrozoa; Anthoathecata; Hydridae. The record is from RefSeq and is a predicted model, not a curated record.
GAUGUAAUUUUAUAAAGUUUCUUUUUAGAAACAUAUAUGCACAUAGAUACUUUUUUGAAAGAAGAAAAGUUAAUCUUGAUUUAUAUAUGACAUUUAUGUAUGGUUACUUAACAUUUUUGUGGAUUAUUUUGCUCCUAAAAAUUUGGUUGAUGUUCUCACAUGAGUGUUUAGUAGUGGAAAUGUUGAUCCCCCUUUUUUUAUUAUUUAGAUAAUUUUCUACAUGCAUUUUCUAUGCACAUGCCAAAUUUCAACUAAAAAUAAAGCUACGCAGAUUUAAUUAGUGUUAUACUAAGUAUACUACUUUUUUUAGGUAGUCCUAGGCAAACGUUUUUUUGUGGUGAUUCUUAUCAGAAACAUAUACAAACCUAUAUCAUUUUUAAAAGACGAAAGGUUAAGCUUGAUAUUUUAUGAAUAUUAUGUUUGGUUAGUAUACUUUUUUAUGGAUUAUUUUGCCAAAAACUUUGCAUAAAAAUUUGCUUGAUGUUCUCACCUGAAUUUGUAGUCGAAGAAAUGUUGAUCCCCCUUUUUUUAUUAUUUAGAUAAUUUUCUACAUGCAUUUUCUAUGCACAUGCCAAAUUUCAACAAAAAAUAAAGCUUCGCAGAUAGUUUAAUUAGUGUAGAACUUUUGGUACCUAAUUUUGGCUUUUCUGUUGUUUGUUUGUUGCUGUUUUUUUCGUUAAGCGAAAUACGGGGGCGGAUAGGGGGGCCGACUCUACAGAAAAAAAAUAAAAUUUCUAAUAUUGUAUUAUUUUGAUUUUUAUUAUUAGAUUAAAAUAAAAAAUGAACUCUGCAGACAGAACUUUACUUGACUCUCUAACAGUUCGAUCUACCCAGCCUAUCACUGCAACAUCUUCAUCUACAAUGAAUGCUCUAGUUCCAUCCUCAACUGCAUUGGGUGGUAAGUUUAAAAAUAUUUUUAUUGCAUCCUUCAAAAAACCUGUUCAUAUAUGUAUGUAUUUCAGAGCAAUUGCAAUAUUUAUUUUUUAUUACACUUUUUAUAACUUAGUUAUAAAAUUUAUAUCUGCUAUAAUUGUUACAUCUUCAGCUGCUACAAGUGUAACAAUUUAUUGUCAUUUAGAGCUUACCUAUCGUGCCUAUAGGAGAUAUAGAAACCAGCACCCUGGACCGAUUAGCAAUCGGCCAUUUUUGCGAUGGGUCCGGUUAGGAGGGAAUGAUGGUGAAUCAUUCAGCUAG